AUGGAGUAUUGGAACCAAGUUGCAAUGAUGAGAUGCUUAUGGAAUCUAAGCAUGAAGAUGGAUAGUUUGUGGGUGAAAUGGGUGCAUGCUUAUUAUGUGAAGAAUGCAACUGUCUGGACUACUAAUGUUCCUGCCAUUGCAUCUUGGAUCCUUAAGGAUAUUUUGGUGAGAAGGGAGGAUGUCAACCAGCAUUUGCAAAUCUGGAAUGAUAUGCUUAGUAAAGGAAAGUUCUCCAUGAAGAAAUUGUAUGAUCAUCUGUUACAGGCAGAGGACAAUGUGAAUUGGAGUCACCUCAUUCAGCAUAAUGUUGCUCGUCCUAGGGCUAUUGUGUGUCUCUGGCUUGUGUGCCAUAAUAGGCUGGCUACGAAAGCAAGGCUGAAAUGGCUUGGGCUUAUGCAGGAGGAUUGUUGUAGUCUGUGUAAUGAUCACAUAGAGGACAUCAAUCAUUUGUUCAUCAAUUGUAGAAUCACUAAACACAUAUGGAAUGAAGUGCUAAAUUGGCUCGAGGUGAAUCACAAAUCGACUCAAUGGCAAGAGGAGCUGAACUGGAUCAUUCAACAUACCAAAGGAAAAGGAUUAUGUGCUAGUAUUCUGAAAAUUGCUAUUGCUGAAACUGUGUAUGGCAUAUGGAUGUAUCGUAACGAGAGAAUCUUCGGUUCUUAUACGAAUGAAGACACUACCAAAGUUGUUCACAAUAUUAUAGAUGCCAUAGUGUAUAGAGGAUGGCUUAAAGAUAAGUAUAGGAGAAAGAUAGCUUUGCUCAUGAUGUAA
Messenger RNA from Vicia villosa (hairy vetch), 771 nucleotides. RefSeq lists its product as uncharacterized. The record is from RefSeq and is a predicted model, not a curated record. The transcript has a single exon. The coding region runs from base 1 to 771 and encodes 256 amino acids. Lineage: Eukaryota; Viridiplantae; Streptophyta; Magnoliopsida; Fabales; Fabaceae.